CAGUGUUACGCAGUAAUGUUACAGUGCGAAACAGUAACCUCCCUCCCACCCUGCGACUGCUUAUAUUGCAGUGGAUCUGUCAUCUGUGUCUCACGUUCCCACUCAUUCAAGGGCUCAAUAGCGCCGUUGGUGCCUCCGUUCGCCACUCAUUCCAGAUCUAGAGCUCUCUGUUUCGUAUCUGCAACAGCAAGCUUCUGCUCAAUUUCAGAAGCUAAGCUAGAGAAAUCGAUGGCACGAGCGGAGGUGGUGGUGGUGGCUGCAUGGAAAGAACGGGGCCUCCAGGUGCUGGUGCUGCUCAGCUUAACGGUCCAGGUCGCACUCCUAAUCUUGGCAGAGUUCCGGCGGCACAUUGACUCCGGUGUGCUGAAGGCCUUCGCAUGGUCAGCCUACAUGCUGGCCGACGCGACAGCGAUCUACGUGCUUGGCCACCUGUCCGUGACCAGCAGGUCGCCCGAGCACGAGUUGAUGGCCCUCUGGGCGCCGUUCCUGCUGCUGCAUCUUGGUGGGCAGGACAAAAUCACUGCCUACGCCAUCGAGGACAACCGGCUGUGGCUGCGCCAUUUGCAGACGCUCGUCGUGCAGGUCGCGGCAGCCGCCUACGUCAUCUACGGGUCUUCCAUGGUUGGCGACAGGCGGCCCCCCUUGCUUCUGUCAACCACCAUCCUUAUGUUCAUGGUUGGAGUUGUCAGGUACGGGGAGCGAGUGUGGGCGCUCAAGUGCGCUGGCAGCAACCCAUCUGCUGGAAAUUACAAGAGUGAUAUAGGGAUCAGAAGGUUUUCUCUAGCAGUGCCGGAGUCUAUCAUACGGCGCUUGGAUCCAGCAGAAACAUUGCUAUUGAAUGCCCAUAUGCUGUUGGACCUUGCCAAGGACAGGUUUAAGGGGCCAUUACCUCGUCUCUUCUUGUGUGGCCCCAGCAGUCCAGGAUCACAGCUGCGUGGGGAGGAGGAGCUAUACAAGGUGGCCGAGAUGCAGCUCUCGCUGCUGCACGACGUCUUCUACACUAAGGCUGAGGUUACGCACACUUGGUACGGCCUCUGCAUCCGUGUGCUUUCGACGCUGGCCACCAUCGUCGCGUUCUUGCUGUUUAACAUACUACUGUUGGGCAGCCAUCACCCAAAGCUGAGCAGUUACAGCAGAGUAGAUGUUGCUGUUACCUAUGUCCUCUUCGUUGGGGCUGUGAUUCUGGAGACUACAUCGCUUCUGAGGGCUAUACUCUCGAGCUGGACAUGCGCCCUCCUGGUGAAGUACGGGUCGGAAGGAAGUGCCGCGUGUAAUUCUCUUGCCCGUGUACCCUUGUGUCUCCGGCGGCUGGUCCGGGCGGCAGAAUGGAGGAGGAGGUGCAGCUGGAAGCGCUCUAUGGGGCAGCUCAAUCUGAUUCAGUUGUGCGUGCGCAGCAGGGCCAGCCGAUACACGAAGAUUGCUAGAUGGAUGGGUGUCGAGGACUGGUGGAACACAGUGGCUUACUCGAGCCCGUCCACCCCCAUCUCGGCGUGUACCAAGAAGCUGCUGCUGAAGAGCAUGAAGGCGAAGCAAUGGGGUCAGGGGGAGUUCGAGAGCAGAGGAUUGUACGGCGACCCAGCCUGGGUUGCCGAUUCCAAGUUGGAGGAGAGGAUCCUCAUCUGGCACAUUGCCACUGAGGUCUACCUGUGCUGGUAUAAGAUGGAUCAGGAGCAGCAAGCAGAGGCUGCCGAUGGUGCUCUCGACCUCGUCGAGGUGGCUCAGGCGUUGUCCAAUUACAUGCUCUUCCUGCUUGCAUCACGUCCGCAUAUGCUGCCUCCCGAUGCCAGCCGCAACGAUUAUCUUGUGUUGUGCUAUGCUCUCACCAAUCACAUGAGGUACAGCACAGCUGAUGAUUUGCUCUCCUUACUACAGCGCUAUGCGGAUGCAUUGUGGGCUAAUAGCUUUGCGCCUGAGUUUGAGUUAACUUGUAAGAACACUAAUCGGCGUGGAGACAAGGUGUUGAGGGGAGGAUGCUCGCUUGGUGCUUUCCUCAUCCACCAGCGAGACUCCUUGCCUGAUGGUGGCACUGGCACGCUGCAGAUGCUCUGCCGGGUGUGGGCGCAGAUGCUCUGCUUCGUUGCCGACGAAUGCAGCGCGAAUUCUCAUGCCAAGCAGCUCAGCAGCGGUGGCGAGCUCGUUACGGUCGCUGCCGUUGUAGCGAAAUACAUGAGGUCAAGGAGGUUGUCUGCGCACUUUCACAUAGAAUCAAAGCGUAGAAGCGAAUGGUAAAAUAGUAAGGGAGAUUUGUGUUGGAUUCUAAGCAUCGAAGCCUAGAAAAAAAAUUAGAGGAGAGGGUUGCCCCCUGUUUCAUUCAAAAGAAGGAAACUGGUUUGAAACAUGAGGGUUCAGAGCAUAUUCGAAGGCGCGCUCGCCACUAGUUCAGAGCUAACAUGUAACACUGCAGAGCUUAACAUGCUAGCUAAAGAGUCACUGAGAUGAACGCCAGAAACUAAAGAACUUUCCACAUUCUCCUGGUGAAGCGUCUCCCAGCUUGCUAGUUAGGUUACAUCCUGCAACGAGUGGUCUUCCCACAUGAUCAACAAAGGUCUUCUGCAGCUUGCUUCCA
This is a messenger RNA of Panicum virgatum (switchgrass), 2566 nucleotides long. RefSeq lists its product as uncharacterized. The record is from RefSeq and is a predicted model, not a curated record. The transcript has 2 exons. The coding region runs from base 16 to 2229 and encodes 737 amino acids. NCBI's taxonomy places the organism in Eukaryota, Viridiplantae, Streptophyta, Magnoliopsida, Poales, Poaceae.